AUGGCCACCUCAAUUCUGCGCAUGCGCACGCUGCACGCCUCCCGCCAGGCCCGCUGCUUCAGCACCACCCGUCGCCAGUAUGCGGCCGAGGUGAAGCAGCUCGGUGUCAUCGGCGCCGGCCAAAUGGUAGCCGUCCCACAUGUUCCCAACGGUCUCGGAAUCGCUCUCGUCGCUGCGCAAAGAGCCAAUGUUCCCGUCACAAUCGUGGACGCGUCUGACAAGGCCCUGUCCAAGGGUCUUGCCUUUGCCGACAAGCUUCUCGCAAAGGACGUUGCCAAGGAGAGAAUCACAAAGGACCAGGCCACCGAGAUUCGCGCCCGCCUAACCGGCUCUACCAAGAUCGAGGACCUCGCCUCCGUCGACUUUGUCAUCGAGGCCGUCCCCGAGAUCCCCCAGCUCAAAUUUGACAUCUUCGCCAACCUCGCCAAGAUUUGCCCUUCCCACGCGAUUCUCGCCACCAACACCUCCUCCAUCUCCAUUACCAAGAUUGCCGCGGCCACCACCACCGAUCCCACCGACACCUCGGCCUCAUCCCGCGUCGUCUCCACCCACUUCAUGAACCCCGUCCCCAUCCAGAAGGGCGUCGAGAUUAUCAGUGGUCUCCAGACCAGCAAGGAGACCCUUGACACCGCUGUCGAGUUCUGCAAGAAGAUGGGCAAGGUCGCCUCCAUCUCCGCAGACACGCCCGGCUUCCUGGCCAACCGUAUCCUGAUGCCGUACAUCAACGAAGCGGUUAUCUGCCUUGAGACCCAGGUGGGCGACCGCGACUCUAUCGAUGCCAUCAUGAAGAACGGCACCAACGUCCCCAUGGGCCCUCUCCAGCUGGCCGACUUCAUUGGCCUCGACACCUGCCUUUCCAUAAUGAAGGUUCUCUACAACGAGACUGGUGACUCCAAAUACCGCCCCAGUGUGCUCCUUGGAAGGAUGGUUGACGCCGGCUGGCUUGGAAAGAAGAGCGGAAAGGGCUUCUAUGACUACUAA
Messenger RNA from Cordyceps militaris CM01, 981 nucleotides. RefSeq names its product 3-hydroxybutyryl-CoA dehydrogenase, putative. The record is from RefSeq and is a predicted model, not a curated record. Gene Ontology annotation, molecular function: oxidoreductase activity, acting on the CH-OH group of donors, NAD or NADP as acceptor; NAD+ binding. The transcript has 3 exons. Gene Ontology annotation, biological process: fatty acid metabolic process. Bases 1 to 981 code for a protein of 326 amino acids. NCBI's taxonomy places the organism in Eukaryota, Fungi, Ascomycota, Sordariomycetes, Hypocreales, Cordycipitaceae.